CCCGAAACGCAAACGGACAGGGUCCGAGUGGGUAAAAAAUAAAAAUGGUCCGUUGUCACUAUAAAAAAAAAGUUAAUUACAGAAAUGUGAGUUUUAUGGAUAACUGAAAAUAAUUAUUUUUCAGGACGAACAUACAAUAAAUUGAAUAUUUUGGAGCCUCUUUCUAAAUGGUAUUAUUUCAGUUUUUCAAGGACUUCAUUUUUACUUUCUAUUUUUCAUGCGUUGAUUAUUAGAGCCUGGUGUUGUGUGAGGAAAAAAGCUCCUCAUUUCCUGGAGUUCAGGGGAGACCAGGCCAGAGCAGCUGAUCGCAGAGGCCUUUCCCUGUCCCCCCUUUGUGUGUGUGUUUUAUAUAUAUUUUUUAUACUUAUAUGCAGAAAAUAUUAAUUAUAGUUGAAGUGCAGGACCAAAGAAGAAAGAAUGUUUGCUUUUGUGAGGUUUCUGGAAGACGAUGUUUGCUACGCGCUGCCAGUUUCUAAUGUAAAGGAUUUUAGACCUCUGCACAAGACGGAUUUCGAUAAUCAAAAGGUGUAUUUGGUUAACAGAACAGAAGAGAAUGGCACAGGCCAGCAUGGCAAGGCACAAAUACUGGCACUUGCAGAAAACAUACAAGAGUUUGAACACAGCAUUCUGCAGAAGAAGAUGAAGAUUCCCAAACUCUCCACAAAAGAUGUUGAAAAAUCAGAGCAGAAUCACUUUGGGGAGGAACCAAUGCCACUCCGACACAAAAAGGCACAAGAGCACAGUCGCUCCUCGAACGCAAACUCCUCAAAGAGCCUGGAGGCUGUGGUUGCACGGCUGGAGCGCAAUGCUGUGAACUCGUACGCAGAGGGAGAGGAGGAAGAGGAGGAGGAAGAGGAUGAGGAGGAGGAUGAGGAGGACAAUGACGAGGACAGUGUAUUGGAGGACUCGGGCACAGGGGAGGCCAUGGUGCCACGCUACCUCUAUGAGGAGCUGGUGCACAACUACAGGCAGCAGGAGGAAGAGAUGCGGCGCCUCCAGCAGGAACUGGAGCGCACGCGCAGGCAGCUGGUACAGCAGGCCAAGAAACUCAAAGAGUAUGGCAGCCUGAUGACCGAAGUGAAGGAGCUGAGAGAUUUCAACCGGAGGCUGCAGGACGUUCUGCUCCUGAGGCUCGGCAGCGAGCCAAUGCACGACAACGGCACUCAGACAAUCAAGGUUGAUCCAGUGGAGCCAAUUAUGGAGCCACAGGAAGUCUGUCGGGAAGAGGCGAACGCCAGCUCGAGCUCCAGUCACUCUCCGUCCCCCAGAAACAUAUACACUUUCAACGAUGGGAAGGUACACUUGGGUGGUGGGAUUUGGGUGGAUGAGGAGAAGUGGCACCAGUUGCAGCGCACGCAAGGAGACUCUAAGUUCACCAAAAACCUGGCAGUGAUGAUCUGGGGCACAGAGACCCUGAAGAACAGGAGCGUCACAGGGGUAGCCACCAAGAAAAAGAAAGACGCCUUGCCUAAGCCCCCGCUCUCGCCAAGUAAACUCAAAAUCGUGAGAGAGUGUCUGUAUGACAGAGUAUCUCAAGAAACAGCGGACAGUGCCGAGAUUACACAGAGACUGUCCAAAGUGAACAAAUACAUUUGUGAAAAGAUCAUGGAUAUCAACAAAUCAAUCAAGAAUGAGGAGAGGAGGGAAUCCAAGUUGCUCAUUAGACAGACAGUCAAGAUGGAGAAUUUCACCUACGAUGGCAUAUAGUAUUAAAAGUUGUCACCAUAGCUCAUUUCAUUCCUCAUGGCGUGCUUAAAAGGACCAGGCUGGAUGACGCCCUCUCUUUUGAAGCUGCUCAAAAGUGACAGCAGAAAGUAUGUCCUCCACUGUCAUCCUUUCAGGCCUGCCAUAAGAAAUACAACGAGGUACGGUGACAACUUUUAACAAGACAUGCCAUCAGAAUUUCUUAAAGCGCUUUUUCAAGGGUUGGCUGGCUGUCUACAGCAAAUGCUGCAGAAUGAUACCUGAACUGUGACCGCAUUUCUUUUUUUUUUUUAUAUAAAAGUGAGAUCAUCCUGAGGGUUUGGUGAAAGCAAAAAAGUAGGAAAGUUUGAUUUCCUGUAUGCUCUUAAUGGAUCCUUCUCACUGAUUAAGCUUUUUUUGUGUGUGUUUGGGGGGGGGUGGGGUGGAGUAGUGUAAAUAGUUUUAUAUUAAGUCUCUUUUUAUAGGCGUUACAGAAGUUUUAGUUUUAGUUCCAUGUUAUACCCCUCUUUCCUCCCUCUGUGUUCCUCUGUUUAAGAAAACAAACAGACUAUGGUCGGUGGUACCGUUAGAAUUUUCUCUUUGCCAGGCUGCAAAGAGUUUUUUGUCGCUUUUUUUUCUGAGCUGUACGUUUUCAGUUUAGCAAAAAAUAAGUUCACUGAUCAUCAAGUUAGGUUACAAAGUUAAAUGAUGAUUAACGCUUUAAACACCACGCUUGUCAACGGCAUUCUGUUUUUGUCAAUAAUCACUACCAAAUCCAUCAUUUACGGUACACCGCCGGCAAAAAAGCCGCUCCGAGCACAAUCAAAGAAGAGUUUCCAUUGUAAGCCUAUGUCUAGAAAUACCAAAAUAACAACCCCCCUAGGUGCUGCCAGGAUAGGCUAUACACUAGAAAAAAAAAUUGGAAAACUAUAACCAUAAACACACACCACUGUUUUUAGUCUGUGAAAGAUUCAUUUAUGGGUAAGUCCAUAAAUAAUAAUUUUAUAAUUUCAGUGUAAAACACUUGAGACUUUAGAAUAAGUUGUUGUUCUGUAUCUUACUAUUGAAAAGGUUAAACAACAACUUUUUAAAUUUUUACUGUUAUCCAGUAUCGGAAAACUGUAGUAGACUUGUUUUAACAGGGACUCACUGGAUGUAGCUGUGGGAAAUGUUCUCUGGUAAAUAGGGGGUUUUAUUGCCGUUAUUUAAUUUUCUUGAUAUUUCCUCUGCAUACUCGAAAUGUUGUCAGAAUGCCGUAAUUUAGGUGUGGCCGCACUUGAGAAAAAAUAAUAACCAAACACCUCAAGAACAGAACUCACACGACUUAAAUGUCUGGAUUUACUGGCCGACCUUUCCUCAUUUUCAAAACCAUUUGAGGAAUUAUAAAUAAACAUGAUUGAUUGUCCAAAAAAGAAAAUCCUCUUUGCAAGAAGGAUUUAAAAAACAUAAUAUACAGAAGAGUGAAGCUUUGAUGUAUAAAUCUAGGCCCUGUAUUCAGGGACGCGUUCUUAAUAAUAAACUCUGCUUUCGAGCGUGCAAUUGCCACAGUAGGUUGAAGUAAGUGCACAUUCUUGCUUUACAUACUGGGCAGCUUUUGGGUUCCAAAGGUGAAAAUCUUGUGCAGUCAGCUUUAUACGGGACAGCUCUAUAGUCCCUAGAGAGGUACUAUAAAUCAUGUCUUUUUGUCUCUCCAGAUGCCAAAAACAAGGUUAAGUAAUGCAGCUGUGGAGGUUGAUAGUUGACCCGAAUGUUUUUUCCAGCUAUGUUGUCUAUUGGUAUAGUUUCAAGGACAACAUCAUGAACCAAUACUUUAUAAAAAGGUUUUACCCCCUGUCAGAGCUCUUCAGUCUGUAGUUGCCAACUUUACUGACCAGAAGUUCUAUAGCAGAAGAUGAAUAACCAGUAGCUUUUUAUGGAAUCAGGAAAUACAGUGGCCAAACCACAAGGUUUCGCCUUGCAAAGUCAACCAAUUCAAAACAAACAAAUAUAAAAUGGAAUUUGUUUGUCUUGCGUUUGCUAAUUGGAACUGGGAAGGUUCUAAUUUUCGUCCCGUGGUGGUUGAUCUUAUAUUUGGACAUGAAUACUGUUUUGCUUAGUUCACUUUUAUUGGCCAGAUCAAGUAGUAGAAUCAGUGUUGGUAAGUUUUUAGUCAUCAGCAUAAGGUAUGGAAGGAAUGCAAACUACCCAGGCUUGCAGAAAUUAGACACACCACCUUAAUGGUGUACAACAUAGAACCACCUUAUAUCUGAAGAGCUCUUGUUCAGAAUAUCUAUAGUUUAAAUUAAUAUAGCUGUAGCUUAAUUAAAACGAAUUACAAAUACUCUGUCUUGGAGAGUAUCAAAUCGUAUCAUCACAUAACAGUACAUAUCGCCAAUACAGCUCUACCACUAAAAACCAUUCCAUACCACAUAUAUUUUUUUUGUUUGACCAGAAUGCACAACUUUGGUAGAUGAAAAAGAUCAAAUGUACUGCGCUGAUCUUCUACUGAAAAGAGACUUGUCAGUUGUGAGGAUUUAAAACAUACACUGUAUGCUGGAUUUACCAGUUUGGAAAUGUAUCCUCUCAUGCUGGCUGGACUGGAAUAUAACAUCGUAUUUGAACCGUGUUUAAUGGUAAUGUUUACAACUGUGUGCAUAUUGUUAAGUUUCAAAUACAAAUUACCAAAUAGUAUGGAACAAACAAAUACUAAAUAUUUUCAGUAGCAGAUCAGUCAUUUUGCAGGGUCAGUAAUGGCACAAGCAAUUGGCCCUGCUGGAAUAUGUACUCUGCUAUUAAGAUCAAAUAUCUAAUUUAAAAAUUAGAUAUUUGAGUAAUUUAAAAUGACAUUUCAUUUAGGGGGAAAUGUUUUGACUACUAUUGUGUUUCUUUUGGAGCCAAACCAAAUGAAAAACAUAACCGUCAUACACCAAAGUGACUCCCCCUUCUUUUUCUUAAUUUUAUUUUUUUUCUUUUAUUUUUUUAAAUUUUUAUUUAUUUAUUUAUUUUUUUAAAGAUUUUCCAUUAUCUAAAACGAAAUUCCCUCAUGCAAUUGUACGUUAGCCCUGAUAGUGGUGUGGAUUUGUCUUUUUUUUUUUUUUUUUUUUUUUGCUGCUUAUCUGUGACAGUUCAUAAAGCUAGAAAAAUACUUUCAUCAGUCUCAUUUGGAUUGCAUUGCCGAUAUGUAAUUCUCUCACUUUGGAGAUUGAAAGAAGCACACAUCACAGUAAAUGUGCAUUCAGACUUUUUUUAAUAUUUAGGUUUAAACAUAACCUUUAAUCCUGCUGGUGUGACCCCACCAUUUCUAAAUGCAAUACAAAUACAAGGAGAAUGAAUUCCCGAUAUAGCAGCUACUUAGAUUUGCUGAUGUUUUAGAUCAUAAAAUAGACCAAAUAAUUGGUCUGUUUCGAGGAAAAAAACAAAAAAAAAGAUUUACCAUAAUGUAUGUUUCUUUAAAACACCAAACUGCAAAAUCUACUAUGGCUAAGCAAUCCAUGUACUCAUUUACUGUGCUUUACUUCCUUUAAUAUUCUAGGUAAAAACCAAGAAAAGUAAAAACUCAAAUAUAUUCAUAAGACAAUAUCUUCAUAUAAAAUCAUAUUGUCUUUCAGGUUGCUUAUGGGUGUGGAAAAAUAUAUCCAAAGUGUUUCCAGCGUUAGAAGUUUAUAAUAAAAAAUGAGUCAAUGACUGAAGAAAAACAAUUAUGAGAUUUGUGAAUUCUCUCUUCUCUCCUGCUGAAGAUAAAGCUAUGGAAUCGUUGUGUACCUGGGCUUAGGUACUCAAAGACAGCAAGCUACUCUCAAAGCCAGCCCUUCAGAAUUGAACGUUGAUCUGAGCCACUUAAUCUUUUUCUGCUGUUACCUGAAGUGACGGCCGAUUGGAUUCUUGUGAAAACUCUUCUGGCAAAUGUUUUUUGCACCUACGGGUGUGUGACUAAUUUUGCCGCUUUGCAUCAUUUUUUGGUGUGUCUACUGCAGCCUAUGAUCCUGGUACUCUGUUUAAUGUACAGAUCUACAGAAUAAAUUCAGACUUUUAUUCUAAAAUAUAAAAAACUAAAAACCUUAGGUGGGUUGCUUGUUUUGUUUGUGUGGCGUCGCUUUCUUCUGACAUCAUAUUUUAAAGCUUCCUUUUUUGAAGCAAAUGAAAAUAUAUUGUUUUUAUUACGUGGCAUUUGGAUUAUUUUUUAAACACUAACCGAAGUCUUAUAAUGGUACGUAUUGGUGAUAUCCCACUCUCUCGCCUCCCUACCUAUUUAAAUAAAACAUAGUGCACAUGUUUUGUGUAUUAAAACAAGUACAACAUAUUCUCAAGUAACUGGUCCAAUGUGGGUGUAAGCAAAACUGAUUUUAUUAAACAUGUUAGCACUGCAAGCGCCUUGUGUUGACUGCUUUAAAAUAAAUACAAUUUGUAUGUUGAAAUCACAAGAUAAACUAGCUCAGGAUCUCCAUAUUUCAAACUUAGAUCAACAACACAAGAUACAUUAUUUUGGGAUCUCAACUUUUCUGGUAUUGAGAUCGUAAGGUCUCAUGAUAACCGACUGCUGUGAAAGCCAGUGAUAUUUUGCAGCUUGCUCCUGACUGGUAAGUAAUCAUUUUGUACUACUUUGAUCUAUAGUAUAUGUUUAGUUUGUCUUUAAGAUGUUUCUGUUCUCUCUCUGCAACUUCAAUUGCUUAACAUUGCAUGCUAAGAUUACUGUAUGUGGACACUGGCAAGACAGGUUGGUUGUUUGUCUCAAUAAAUACUGUACAGGGUGGAUAAACUGGCAGUCUACCUCUUGAGUCUUUGAUUUAGAUUUAAACAGGUUAAACAUAUGAUAGGUGCAGUUUCAUAUGAUUCAAGCGAGGGUUGGAAUUAAAUGUGAGAUGGAUCUAUAUGUCAGCCAGAGAGAAACAUAUAGAGCUUUCUGAUUUAUUGCGAGGGGGAAAACAAAAGUUAAUAUCAGCCCACCAGCUCAGCAAAUCAACCGUAAAAUUGCAAUUUCAAAUAGAAAUGGCUCCAGCAUAUUGUUGAGUUUUGUCACUGCAUUUAUGGGGAGAAAGUAUAUGGCUUUGUCAGCUCAGCAUUGAAAUAUUAAAUGAGAAAUCAUAUUAGAGAUAUUGAAUUGAGGGGGGUGGGCGGCGUGAUGGAUGAAGUUUGCAGUGCCUUGCAGUAGGGUGCUUGUGGAGUAUCGGCUGCUCUGCAUCCAAUUUUACAUUUGCUUUAAUCGCUGUUUAUAUAUAUUAGCUCAAAGAGCCAGCUGCCCAACAUUUCGAUAUGUUGUACAUAUCUUUCUCAAGGGAGCCUGUGUUUGAAUCAA
Acipenser ruthenus (sterlet) is the source of this 6955-nucleotide messenger RNA. RefSeq names its product BEN domain-containing protein 5. Gene Ontology annotation, biological process: negative regulation of DNA-templated transcription. The transcript has 6 exons. Gene Ontology annotation, molecular function: DNA binding. Bases 418 to 1707 code for a protein of 429 amino acids. NCBI's taxonomy places the organism in Eukaryota, Metazoa, Chordata, Actinopteri, Acipenseriformes, Acipenseridae. The record is from RefSeq and is a predicted model, not a curated record.